AUGGGGAAAAAAUUCAAACAUUACAACCAUGAAACAGACAAGCAAAAUCCUGUUUUUGAUACUGGAAUGAUAUUCAGUGACUGCAAGGUUUUCAGAGAAGCUGUUUGUGAAUAUUGCUUGUUGAGUGGGAAAGAGGUCACUUUCACCAGGAAUGAAAAGUAUAAGCUGAAGGCAGUUUGUAAAGCAGUGAGCUGUCCAUGGCAGAUUUAUGUGGCUUGGAAAAACCCUACAGAUCGAAGCUUGGUGGCGAAAUACUAUAAUCCCAAUCACAAUUGUGUCAGAGUAUUUCAAAACACACAAGCCCCAAGUAAAUGGUUGACAGAGAAGUUCCUGCCUAGGAUUCAGUCAAAUCCCACCAUGCCUCCACAGUCUAUAGUGAAUGCAGCAUCUUCUGAGUUUAAAGUAGGUAUAUCUAGGAUGAAAGCUUACAGGGCAAAGGCAGACGCACUUCGAAUGAUUGAAGGAUCAAUUGCUGAGCAAUAUGCCAUGCUAUGGGAUUAUUGCCAUGAGCUGGAAGACAAAAACCCUGGCUCCACAACAAAGAUACAGUGUGAGUUUGUUGAUGGUGAAGCUGUUUUCAAGCGUUUGUACAUUUGUUUAGAACCAUUAAAGAAAGGGUUUAAGAUGAACUGUAGGUCUUUUAUUGGGUUAGAUGCCUGCCAUCUAAACGGAGUUUAUGGUGGACAGUUGCUUACAGCAGUUGGGAUUGAUCCCAAUAACGAGACUUGGGUCCUAGCAUAUGCUGUGGUUGAGAUGGAAACAAGGGAGUCAUGGACAUGGUUCAUUGAUCUGUUGGCCAAGGAUGUGGACAUUUAUCAAGACAGCAAGGGACAAGCCAAUUAUCACAAUGCUAGAGAUGAUCAGGUGCUUGUUGAUGAGAAGGAUCCAGUGGAUGAGGGACAAGAUGAGCAGUUGGCCUCAUCAAAUAUAAAGUGGGACUUGUCAAGCAUUCCUUGUACUCAUGGAAUUGCUGCCAUACAUUACAAAGGAGGUAAAGCUGUGGAGGAUUAUGUGCAUUCAUACUACAGUAAGGACAGUUACAUGGCCCUCUAUAACAAUCUCACUGUGCCAAUUAAUGGAUCACAGCUAUGGGAGAAGACCAACCAGCCAGCAAUAAAGCCCCCAGCCUAUACUAGACAACCUGGAAGACCUAGAAAGGUGAGGAUAAAAGGAGCUGAAGAGGGAAUAGAUAGGAGUGGGAAAAAAGGUUGGGAAGACAAGGAAUGCAAAUGA
This is a messenger RNA of Prunus mume (Japanese apricot), 1233 nucleotides long. The record is from RefSeq and is a predicted model, not a curated record. Lineage: Eukaryota; Viridiplantae; Streptophyta; Magnoliopsida; Rosales; Rosaceae.